This is a messenger RNA of Caenorhabditis bovis, 1650 nucleotides long. Lineage: Eukaryota; Metazoa; Nematoda; Chromadorea; Rhabditida; Rhabditidae. The record is from the annotation of a GenBank genome assembly.
AUGAGGAGAGCACUAUUCGUCGCUGAGAAAAAUGAUGUUGCAAAAGGUGUCGCCGCGAUUUUAUCAAAUGGAUCCUCAAAUCGGCGUGAGGGGCGUUCGAAAUUUAAUAAGAUUUAUACGUUACAAUCAGAGAUUAUGGGACAGCGGACCGCGAUUUCGGUGACGAGUGUUUCGGGACAUCUUAUGAAUUGGCAGUUUCAUGAAAAUAUGGCUAAUUGGCAGCUUGUGCCGAUCGCUGAGCUCUUUGAGGCGCCGGUUCGGCAAAUUGUCACCACUGAUAUGAAGUUGAUCGAGCAGACGUUGAGGGAAGAAGCCCGAAAACAUGAUAUUCUUGUGAUCUGGACGGAUUGCGAUCGCGAAGGCGAGGCGAUCGGCGCGGAAAUUGUCAAAGUGUGCCGCGACAGCAAUCGUCGGCUCGACGUGUUUCGCGCGAAAUUCUCCGAAAUCACAUCAACGGCGAUUCAUCGAGCCGCCCGGAAUCUUGUCCGACUCGAUGAUCGCAUAAUUGACGCGGUUGACUGUCGCAGUGAGUUGGAUCUCCGAAUCGGUUCGGCGUUCACGCGCCUUCAAACAUUGCAUCUGAAAGCGAGUUUUCGAGAACUUUUUGGUGGACAAGACAAUAAGCAAGUAAUCAGCUAUGGUAGUUGUCAAUUUCCGACGUUGGGAUUCGUCACAGAUCGCUACAAACUAAUCCAGAAUUUUGUUUCGGAACAAUUUUGGAAGCUUAACGUUUCGCAUACAAGAGACAAUUUAAAAGUCGACUUUUUAUGGGAUCGAAAUCGUCUUUUCGAUAGAGACGUGGUGAAUAUUCUCUAUGAUAAUUGCGCAGAAUCGAAAGAGGCUAUCGUUGAGAAGGUGACCAAGAAGGCGAAAUCGAAAUGGCGACCGCAGGCGAUGGAUACCGUUGAGCUUGAGAAGUUGGGCAUCGCGAAAUUGAAGAUGUCGGCGAAGCAGACGAUGCAGAUUGCUGAGAAAUUGUACAGCAAGGGAUUUAUUUCGUAUCCAAGAACCGAAACGAACAAAUUUCCGAAUGGUCUUGAUUUGAAGCCUCUUGUUCAAAUGCAAACUGCAUCGACGAUUUGGGGAGAUUUCGCACAGCAGAUUAUUGAGAACGGUGUGAAUCCGAGGAAUGGCAAAAAAAGCGACGAAGCGCAUCCGCCGAUUCAUCCGUUGAUUUUCGCUGACAAGAGCACACUUCAAGGUGAUGAUUGGCGGGUGUAUGAGCUGGUGGUUCGCCAUUUUUUGGCGUGCGUUUCCCAGGAUGCUCAGGGCGAGGAAACCACUGUUAAUAUUCGGGUAGGAUGCGAGGGAUUCCAUUCAAGUGGUCUCAGAAUUCGCGAUAUGGGUUACUUGAAAGUUUACGUCUAUGAAAAAUGGGGAAAUAAACUUUUGCCAUCGUAUGAGCAAAACGAGAAGCUGACAAAUUUCGAGCUCAAAAUUGGCGAUGGCAACACUCAGCCACCGGAUUAUUUAACAGAAGGUAUUGUCGGCGUCCGGCGACUGAUCUACGCGGGUAGAUUUACGAAUGCGCCUUUCGUCAUGGUCUCGCCACGUGCGAACACUUAUUUAGCUGUUUUCUCGUAAACUCAUUAUUAUUUUUUCUUUAAGGGCUUGGCAUUUUCUUGAAUUUCUAACGUCAUUUCAAAUUAA